AUGGCAGAAAAUGUCAUUGACUCUGACCUGAACUUGCCUGAACCACCCAGAGCCAGGCUACACACCAUCCCUGAUGGCUCAGGUCAAAGCCAUUGUCCCAGAACACGAGUUUCUGCUCUUGGAGCUGUCCUGCUUGUGAUCAUCCUCCUGCUGGCCAUAGCCCUGUAUCUGACACUCACCACGGGCAGCCAACAGGACUCAACAGCACUGACCUCCAGCAGCCAAAAUGUCUCAGCACCAUUGUCCCCCAGCAGCCAAGAGGAAUCAACAGAGUCACCCCCCAGCCAUGAGGAGGCACCAGGAAGAAGUUGUUGUUCCACAACUCGAGUUGCUGUCCUGGUCACUGAGAUAAUCGUGCUCCUGCUCAUUGUUGUGUGUCAGGUACUCCCAUGUAAAAGCCAUUGUUCCAGAACACAAUUGUCUGUCCUGGUUGUUGUCCUGGUUCCCAUUGUAGUGGCCCUCACCCUGUCUUGGACACUCCCACAUUCUCCAACUGCAGGCAGCCAAAAGGGCUCAACUAAAUUGUCCCCCACCAUUCAAGAGGACCCAACAACAUUGUCUCCCACCAUUCAAGAGGACCCAACAACGUUGUCCCCCACCACUCAAGAGAACCCAACAACACUGUCCCACAUCCCUGAAAGGGCACCAGGCUGCCCCACACCAUGGAAGAAACAUGGCAGAAGAUGCUACUUCUUUUUUCCAGAGAGGGAAGCAAAGGACUGGGAUGCCUCCCGUGCAGAAUGCACUGCCAUGGGCUCAGACCUGGUGGUCAUUGACAGCAGGCAAGAGCUGAGGUACCUUCAAUCACAGUCAAGAUAUAAAUACUACUUACUUGGUCUCAGGCGCUCUCCAGAGGAGCAGAAGUGGAAGUGGAUCAACAACGUGGAACAUGACCCAGCCAUGUUCCAUAUAAUUGGACCUUACUUUAACUAUCUCUGCACAGCCAUUGGAUAUGGUGAAGUACAUGCUGCACCUUGUGCCGGAACCCGAACAACACAAAAUAUGUGUGAAAAAGCUGCAACAAUUUCCAACAGGCAUCUGUAGGAGAGCUAAAACCAUCAUGUGCAGGCUGAUCUGUUCUGCCCAGCUUC
Molecule: messenger RNA, 1091 nt
Organism: Melospiza georgiana
Lineage: Eukaryota; Metazoa; Chordata; Aves; Passeriformes; Passerellidae
Product: oxidized low-density lipoprotein receptor 1-like
Exons: 9
Coding region: 1-1044 (347 amino acids)
Source: RefSeq, a predicted model, not a curated record